Solea solea (common sole) is the source of this 2014-nucleotide messenger RNA. It is a transcript of the gene tmco6, whose product is annotated as transmembrane and coiled-coil domains 6. The record is from RefSeq and is a predicted model, not a curated record. Gene Ontology annotation, biological process: protein import into nucleus. The transcript has 13 exons. Lineage: Eukaryota; Metazoa; Chordata; Actinopteri; Pleuronectiformes; Soleidae. The coding region runs from base 77 to 1588 and encodes 503 amino acids. Gene Ontology annotation, molecular function: protein binding; nuclear import signal receptor activity.
GAAGGAUAACCAUAAUCUCCACCAUGACACAAGUUUGAACGUAAACGUCCAUGAAACCAGUGUUUAGGAGGCAGACAUGUGGAGACUGAACAGAGUCCGUUACAAACAUGUUGGACAGAGCAGCAAAAGCUCAGAGGAGCUGCGUCUGAAGAGACGGGAGCAAGAAAAAGCUCUGAGACAGGCGCGCAGAGACAAACAGCUGGUGAGCAAGAGACUCCUGUUGAAUGAAGAUGACGAGGUCACCAUGGAAACUACCUCAGGAGAACAGGACGUGGUCAGCUUGUUGUACAAACUUCAACAGAGCGGCUCUGAGCGGGAGACGCACCUGAAGGAUCUGAGUAAAGCUCUCCGUGACCCAUCAGCACAACUCACCUUCAUCAAGCAGGAGAAUAGUAUGCAUCUGUUGGUCAGUCUCCUCACUGGCUCUAAUACUCAAUGCCGUCUUCAUGCUGUCCGGUGCCUUCAUGAGCUGUCUCACUCCGUCCACACCAAUGUGGCCCCAGCGUGUCUGCCUGCCACCCCCUACCUGCUCACCUACCUCUCUGGACAGAGCACCAAGUUCACUGAGCUGUGUCUCUACACACUGGGUAAUUUAAUUCCAGACAGUGAUGUUGUAAAGGAGAAACUUCUGGCCCAGGGAAUUAUACCAGCUCUGGCCAGUUGUAUGGAGAACCAGAGGCAUAAUCUUGCAGUGGUGGAAGCAGUGGGGUUCACCCUCUCUCAGCUUCUCCAGGCAAAAGAUGCAGCAGAGAAAAUAAUCCCGACUGUCCUGACCUCCUGUUUACCUUCACAACUGCUAUCAGUUCUGACUCCUGACCCAAAGUUUGGCCUGGCACCUGCUAUAGAGUGUGCAUGGUGUCUGCACUACCUGGCAUGCAGUAAGGACAGCAGAGGACUGUUGGCUCAGGGUGCCUUGUUACAGUGCAGUUCACUGUUAUCAUCUCUAGGGGGUGCUGAAGGAAGCAAAGAAGGGAUGGAGUUGCUUGUCUGUCCCCUGCUGCGUUGUGUGGGGAACCUUCUGUCCUUCUGUCCAGUCGACAGCCUGAGCAGCCAAGUAGGCGACGUCCGACUUGUGGUUGCCCUGUGUGCCUUUCUUCAGGCUUACCUUCACACCCAGCCAGCCUUGGCCAGAGAGAGUGCCUGGGUGCUCAACAACCUCACAGCUCACUCCGGGGAGUUCUGCUCUGCUCUGCUCACUUUUAACUUGGUCCCUGGACUGAUGCAGCUUCUGCUUUUCUCUCAAGGCAUCAAUACAAUGAUCCUCAGGAUUCUAGCAAAUGUUGCCCACAAGAAAAAGGAGCUCUGUGUCCAGCUGGUCCACCUCGGUCUCCUGUCUACACUCUGUUCAACACUCAAAAUGGCUGACCAAGAAAUGGUGACCCUGAGUCUAGAGGUCCUCUUCAUGUUGGUUGUUAGUGGGCCGCAGGUGGUAGACGAGUUUGUGAGGCUAAAUGGAGUUCCCCUGUUGGAAGCCAUUCAGUACAAUAGUGACGGAGAGAUGAGGCAAAGAGCAGUGUACCUUUUAGAGCGCCACCUACUGUCUGACUCAUCAUCUGCCUGCACAGUCGACAACGUCUCAUCCUCCUGAGCCAGUGUGGAGUCACAGUGUCAUCAAACAUAGCUACACUCACGAGACUUCCUAUGUGCUGCUUUUAUAUUUAAAUAUUGUCAUAUGAUAUAUUUUUUUAUUUCUAAUGGUAUUUUUAAUUACUGUAAAGAUGGGGUAAUGUUUUUAGUCUGUCUAGUCUUACACUCAUUCACAAACCUGAAAUGUAUUGUGUGUUAUUAUGUAAUGACUGCAUGUUAGGGUACACCCACUGUGUGUACAUUCAAAUGUAGAGACCUUAUUUAUAUGGAAACUGAUUUAAAAUAUCAAAGAGGACUAUGAUGAAGACCACAGUAUUUGAAAUGGUGAUGGAUUUUAGAUCUUUUUUGAGGAAAAAAUGCAAUGGCAUUGAUUAUCAUGCAUUCAUCAGAUAUAUUAAUAAACUGAUUCACAACAAAGAUAUUCAUU